This is a messenger RNA of Blastomyces dermatitidis ER-3, 3618 nucleotides long. RefSeq lists its product as uncharacterized. Bases 1723 to 2532 code for a protein of 269 amino acids. NCBI's taxonomy places the organism in Eukaryota, Fungi, Ascomycota, Eurotiomycetes, Onygenales, Ajellomycetaceae. The record is from RefSeq and is a predicted model, not a curated record. The transcript has 3 exons.
CGCGGAAACAGACCCCAAAAAGGAGACCAGCCAGGGGAACCAGCCAAUGGGGAGCAAGAGUAUAGUUAUAUAUAAAGGCAAAGGCAACAAAAUCAACAAAUCAACAUCGAUGCCGUUUGCUGCCGCCCCGGCUGCUGCCACCCACCCACCACCGUUGUUGCCACGUCGAGCAAGGCCAGACAGGAGGAGGUUUUCUUUUUUCCCCUUUUUCCUUUCCUUUGUUCAAAGGAACGAAUUGUUUCAAGAGUGAACUGGAUAUGGCAAAAAAGCGCCUAACCAAGAAUUUUCCCUCUCUCGAGUUCCCGUAUUAUCCCGGUGGUUUGUAUCCAUAAAAUGAUGAUAUAGUAGUAGUUAUAGUAUACCACACCACUUAACUAAGUUAAAAAUAAAAACCGCGAAAACACGAAUCCACGAAUCCAAAGCUCCCAGGUGUUCCAGGGUUGUAUACUCCAUACAUAUUCCUGUCUUCUCAUCUCAGGUUGAUUGAUGGCUGGUGAUGUGAUUGAUGGCUGAUGAUGACGGCGGAAUGAAUGAGGUGUCCAACCCUCCGCGAUUGGCUGGCCCAGCUGGCGGUGGAAAUCGAAGUCAGACAAGCACCGCAGCCACGUCCCACCGCCCCAGUCUUAUUAACUACCCUAACCUAACCUAACCUAACUCCCUCCCUAAUUAAUCCCUUUUAAUAACAAUAAGCCCUCCCGAACUCGGAACUCGCCCCUAACUCGCCCCGCUAAAUUCCCCACUAACUGGCCCCUAGGCCUAGCGUGCGGGCCUAGAACCGGGGCCUAGGCCAGGGCGGUCCUUCUCUGUCAUCAAUCUUCUUCCUCGCUUCCUCUCUUCCUUUCUUCCUUUCUUCCUUUCUUGCUCUCUUUUUUGCUUCUCCUCCUAUCUCCACUUCUCCACAUCUCACUCACUCUUCUCUUCUCUUCUCUUGUCUUUCUUUCACCCUUUAUACUCUCCCUCGCCUCCCGCUCUUCUGAGAAUAUAUCCUUCUCAUGUCCUUCCUUUCAUGUAUUUAAGCCACUUAUCUCCCCUCCCUCCCCUCCCCUCCAGACCAGUCCUCGACAUUCAUUCCUUGUGUCGAUCGACGAAUCCCGGGGUUACCUUGCAGCAUUCCGUUGGGAUACAUCGCGCUUUGCCAACCUGUCCUGGUCCGUUAUCCUUCGAACAUCGACAUCAACACCGUGUUCAACACUUGUUUCCGAUCCAUUCACUCCUUCACCUAGCUUUCUAAGGAGAUAGCCUCCAGCUCUCGCGGUGCAUUUUUUUUUUCCCCCUCACUCUGAAAAAAGACUGCAGAGCAGCCCCUUUUCACGAUACAUCCACCCUGUCUAUCUAUCUGCAGUGCGCUGCUACUGCUCCUGAAUCGCCUGGCUCGAUUGAAUUCCGUUCAUUGAGAAAUACAUUCAACACUACUCUGAACAUACAAACGGCAUAUAUAUCCCACUCGAAUAUUGAUUCGUACAUAUCUACCCUUUUUUUUGGGGGGGUUUUUUGGCAUCUCGUUCGUACCAUACGAUCCAGAGCUAGUUCUCUUGUCAGUCGAACUUCCAAACUCGAUAGCCCCAUCGCUGUCGCAAAGGAACGCUGCCAGCACGCGACCAAGAACGACAACGGUCUAUUACCUUUCCUCCGCUUUGAUAGCGCACUCCCUUUUUUUUUCUUUUUUUUUUCUUUUUUCCCUUUUUGUUCGAGGGGCGAUUUGCUUCAUUUUCAGAAGCAAAAAUGGCUCCCGAUAUCCUAAAGUCUUUGACUGUUGCGGCUGGCCUGUUGGCCUCUGUCUCGAUCGCGGCUCCCGUGAAGCAUCUCGUGGUUUGGGAGACUGUGACCCAGCACGUCUUAACGACGGUUGUGGUCACCACCACCGUGGAUGGUGUACCAGGAGAGCCCCAGACGAUCCUCCCUCCUGUCUUGACCCAGGGGAACCAGACUCACGUGUCUACUUCAUCUGCUCCUCCGACACCCAGCGAGCCAGCCCCUAUUCCCGCACAGUUCCACCAAUUGUCCCCAGUCACAUCAUCACCGCCAUCACCUCCCGCCCCGAUAACUACUAAGGCCCCAGAACCCCCUCCACCUCCACCUCCAGCAAUUCCUCCCCCUCCACCUCCACCUCCAGCAAUUCCUCCCCCUCCCCCUCCACCAGCAGUUCCUCCCCCUUCGCCUCCUCCACCAGCAACUCCACCCCCUCCGCCGACGUUUCCACCGCCGCCCGGUGGGAUCUGCACCGAACACAGCCCUUGCACGGGAGACAUGACUUUUUAUGACGGUGGAUUGGGUUCCUGUGGCUUCGACAUUGAGACCGACGGAGAAGACGUGGUUGCCUUGGGAGCUGGGUUGUCGGGGCCACGCAGUAACGACAACCCCCUCUGCGGUAUGGUGGUGACUAUCCGAUUCGACGGUAAAACUCACAACGCCACCGUGAAAGACAAGUGCGGGGGCUGCGGUAACGGUGAUCUUGAUGCGACGAGAUCUCUCUUCAGGAGAUUUGGAGAUGAGGAUCAGGGCCGUCUUGGUGUUGAAUGGUGGUUCACUUAGUUUUCAAGCGAAAACGUGUCCCAUCCAGGCAGAUGCCUACCUACCUCCUGUGUACGAAAUAUACAUCGUCUGCUCUAAGGUCGGGUUGAGUGGGGGUCAGAGGUAAACACCCGCACGGGAAAAGAGAAGGAGAAGGAGAAGUUAGACGAGAUUAACAGAAAAGUCCUUCAUGCAACUGGAGAAGAUUAUGUCGACGUAUCCGUCUGGCCUAUCUAUUGAAGGAGGUACUGCAAAAUAUCAGUCGAUGGGUCGAGCUAUUAGAAAAUUGCUUUUGUUCCUUUUACCUUGAUUUUAUGUUACUACUCGCUCUUUUCUUCUUCCUCUUGUGGGCUGGCCUGAACGUUGGAAGAGAGAAGGGCAGCAGGCGGGCCAACACUGUAACUGCAACGCCAUCCAUCCAUCCAUGAUGUCCCAGGAAUAGUGGGUGGGUGGAUGAUAGUUCUAGUGUCCUCCCAAGUUCAGUCAGUGACAUGGUGUUUCUGUCAAGAUGAGACUUUUAUCUACAUGUCUUGUUUAUAGAAAUAAAAAUAAAAAAACAAUUGCUCAUUGAGGUGCUCAACUCAGUCUCUCUUUCUCUGCGACUUUGCACUUUGUGAUUUUAUUUGAGAAUCCCACUCACUGAAAAAAUAAAUAUAUUUACUAGUGAAGGUAUGAUUUAGAUUUAUUAUUUUUAUAGAUAGAUUAUAGAUAACUAUAUUAUUCAAAGUAAUUAAUUAAAAUGAAAAUAGUUAUAUAGAAGUGUUCAUGAAUUCAUCUUGAGAAGCAGAACUAUACUUGACUCUGAGAACUAAAUCACAAUUAGCAUUUGUGUCUCACUGCCUUGAUAUGAUCAACAGGCAAGCUAAAUUAGCAGCUUUCAGCCAAUAAGCAAGCAGUCAUAAAUGAAGGUGGCAGAAAAAUACCACUAAUUGUGGCCUAGUUCUGUUCUCAGAUAAGAGAAUAAUUUGAGAAAGAUAUAUAUGUCAAGAUACUUAGAGCCUGUUCGGUGCAUCUGUACUUUUUGAAUGCAAUAAUGAAUCUCAUUAAAAAUAGUGUAUUUAUCAAUUAUUAGUAGCAAGCUAGUGUUGUGUCAUCACACUAUUUCAU